Molecule: messenger RNA, 1329 nt
Organism: Tachyglossus aculeatus (Australian echidna)
Lineage: Eukaryota; Metazoa; Chordata; Mammalia; Monotremata; Tachyglossidae
Product: putative oxidoreductase GLYR1
Molecular function (GO): NADP binding; oxidoreductase activity, acting on the CH-OH group of donors, NAD or NADP as acceptor
Source: RefSeq, a predicted model, not a curated record
CAGCUGAAGCCCUAUCAUCCCCACAAGGAGGAGAUGAUCAAGAUCAACAAGGGCAAGUGUUUCCAGCAGGCCGUGGAUGCUGUGGAGGAGUUCCUACGGAAAGCCAAGGGCAAAGACCAGGCGGCGUCUCACAGCUCCACCGAGGAGAAGAACCGUCACGGAUCGAGGGAGGACAGGAGCAGGCCAGCCACGGGCGACGAGAAGUGCCGGGCCGGCACAGCUGAGGGCAAGGUGAAGAAGAGCCCGGUUGAGGGGAAGCGGAGUGUCUCGUCGGGCUCCUCGGAGCGGGGGUCCCGGUCCCCCCUGAAGCGGUCCCAGGAGCAGAGCCCCCGGAAGCGAGGCCGGCCUCCGAAGGACGAGAAGGAUCUCACAAUCCCUGAGUCCAGCACGGUGAAGGGGCUAGUGGCUGGGUUUAAAUGGCCACCCAGCGUUGUCAGUGAGCCCGGGAAAGGCAGCGACCCCCACUUCCAUCACUUCCUGCUCAGCCAGACCGAGAAGCCAGUGGUCUGCUACCAGGCAAUCACCAAGAAACUCAAAGUAUGUGAAGAGGAGACGGGCUCCACUUCCAUCCAGGCAGCGGACAGCACCGCCGUCAACGGCAGCAUCACCCCCACCGACAAAAAGAUAGGAUUUUGGGGCCUGGGCCUCAUGGGGAGUGGCAUCGUCUCCAACUUGCUAAAGAUGGGCCACACGGUGACCGUCUGGAGUAGGACUGCCGAGAAAUGUGAUUUGUUCAUUCAGGAGGGGGCCCGUCUGGGCCGAACGCCCGCCGAGGUGGUCUCCACCUGUGACAUCACCUUCACCUGCGUGUCGGACCCAAAGGCGGCCAAGGACGCCCUGGCAAGGCUGGGCUGUCUGUCUCCUGGAGAUUCCCAGCUGGGGCCGAGAGCCGACUGUCCAAAAUAUGGGAGCGGCAUCCGGAUUGGGCAGGUUCUGGGAUCAGGGCUCUCGAUGGCCCCUCCAGGAGUCAGCAUUUCGCAGAUUGCUUUCCUGGAACGAGUGGUUUCCCGGAACGAGUACAUGCUGGGUGGCAGGGGACCGGGUCUCGAUCUUGACUCCGCUGACCGGGACCCAAGAAAGUCGUCCAUCAUUUCCAGCUCCGUUUCUCCAGCCGAAAAAGACUGUGAGAUUAUGGAUGAUUUAGAAAAACAAUCUGCAGCAACAAACAGCCUCCACCACUGGAAAAGCCCUGACAACCUGUGGAAUAAUGUUUUUUUCCCACUACAAAACAAAACCGUAGUAAAUCUUUGUGUCACCUGCGAGUCAACUGUGCCAGAUCCCUAUAAGAUAAAUGAGAAACUGCUUUUAGAGCAGGGGAAAAGGAAGUAG